This is a messenger RNA of Vicia faba (fava bean), 819 nucleotides long. NCBI's taxonomy places the organism in Eukaryota, Viridiplantae, Streptophyta, Magnoliopsida, Fabales, Fabaceae. The record is from the annotation of a GenBank genome assembly.
AUGAAAUUGAGGAUCGAUACAAAAUUGCCAAAAACAAUAUUAAUCACUCUUAAACCUGCAACUUUACCUUCCACCACCAAAUCUCCACACUUUUCUCAUUCCUCCAUCUCUUUCCCUCUUCUCUCUCCUAAUUCCAACAACUCCCUCCGUUUCUUCACCAAGGGAUUAUGCCCCAGGGUUAAGGCCCAGUUAAAUCAGGUUUCCCUUGAUGGUUCUUCCAAUGAUGUGCCUCCUGUUAAAGCUAAAUCAGAUGUGGAACCAACGGCCGAACCUUCGAUUGAACAAUCUUCUUCCGUCCUGGAAAAUGAAGAAGCAAUCUCUGAGUUUUUUGUUCAAGUUGCAAGUCUCGUCAAGCUUGUUGAUUCUAGAGACAUUGUAGAGUUGAAGCUGAAGCAGCUAAACUGUGAAGUAACAAUCAGGAAAAAAGAGGCUAUGCCUCAACCAGAAUAUGCUCCUCCACCUGCAGUGAUGUAUUCACCACAGCCGCAAAUGGCACCUCCUGUUACGCCAUCGUAUACUCUGGCUCCUCCUACUCCUUCACCGUCAACUUCUCUUGUUGAUGUCAAGUCACCUAAGUCAUCACGUCCGCCUCUUAAAAGCCCCAUGGCAGGGACAUUCUACCGAAGUUCUGCACCGGGUGAACCUCCAUUUGUGAAGGUUGGAGACACAAUAAAGAAGGGCCAAGUCUUAUGCAUCAUUGAGGCAAUGAAAUUGAUGAAUGAAAUUGAAGCUGAUCAGUCAGGAACUAUAGUUGAAAUCGUCGCGGAAGAUGCCAAGCCUGUAAGCGUUGAUUCUCCCCUAUUUGUGAUUGAACCGUAG